AUGGACAAGGCCUACCGAGAGGGAAAAUUCAAGCGAUUUGGAUUAUCCAACUACACGGCCGCUGAAGUCGAGCAGUUUCUCAAGAUUACCGAGGAACGAGGGUUUGUAAAGCCGACUGUUUACCAGGGACAGUACAACCCAGCAGUUAUUAAUGGUGCUGACUUACAACAUAUCAAGACUCGUCUUGAAUCAUUAGAUACGCUCAUAACACAAAUAUGCAGCAAAACCGGCACCCCAGGAGUUGCUCUAGGCAUUUUGCAUAACGGAGAGGUCCUUCAUACCGCCAGUUAUGGAUUUCAAGACGUCGAGUGCCAGACCGCACCUAAUGUCGACACAAGUUUCCUCAUCUGCUCCCUGACCAAAGCGAUUACAGCAUUGAUGAUCGGCAUGGUGAUUGAUGAAGGAAAGCUAGACUUUCAGACUCGGCUGGAUGAAAUCCUUCCAGAGUUCCAGCGAAACGAUGCCCAGGCAAACAUCACCAUCGAAGAUCUCCUGAGCCACAGAACCGGCCUUGCCCCUUACGAUGGCCUCUGGGUCGGCUCAGAUAACCGCGUCAUGUUGAAUCGUUCGGAAGCGAUUCCCAUCUUGAACUAUUCCCCAGUUAUUAGCGACCUACGGACAAAGUUUAUAUAUAACAACAUCGCCUACGACGUUCUUGGUCAAGUUCUUGAGAAAGUCACUGGUUCCACUUACUCGGAGCUACUACAUGAGCGCAUCACCAAGCCGCUGAAUCUGAAUCGGACGUUUUAUGCCGAGGAACCGUUUGAUGAUAACACUGCCAAAUCCUACACUGUUCUGGAUGACGGAUCCUUCUACCAAAUUCCAACGUGGGGCCACGGCAAAGACUUGCUGAUUGGAGCGGGUGGCGCAAUCCGUAGCUCGAUCAGCGAUCUCUUAGUGCUAUACAAAGCCUUGAUGGAUGCCGCAAACUCCCAAGUGACUCAGAGUUCAACUUCAGGAACUGGACAUGUGUUUAAACAAAUGCCGCAGCUCUUGCAGGGCAAAAUUGGAUUGCCGAGCAAGUCGUUGAGGGAGUGUAGCUACGCUUCAGGAUGGAUACGGGCACAGCUCCCCGCAAUUGUCGACUUAUUUGCGGGCUAUAAACCUCCAAUCCUGGGUAGUGGGUCAGCUUCACGCCUCAUGAUCCACCACCAAGGGCAAAUUGCCGGAAAUGUUGGCUAUGCAGCGCUAUUUCCAGAAACAACGACGGCUGUUGUCGUGUUGGGGAAUUCUGCAGGAUUUACAGACUCCAUGAGACUCCUGGGCCAGAUCCUCGUGGAAACUGUGUUUGGGAACAAUGUCAAUUUUGAUGAAUAUCUUGGAAUUGCUAUUGAGGCAUCCAAAAGCACAAUUGAGUCCGUGAAAGCUGUACACAGUACGCUGAUUGCUGGUAAGACGGUUGAUCAACCCACACGAGCCAUCAAAGCGUAUACAGGUCGUUACUAUAACACAAUUAGAAACUUCUUUAUCGAUGUGAAUGAAGUAAAUGGCAAACUUCAAGUAGCAUAUAUGGGAUCACCUCACGAUACAUUUGACUUGAUACCAUAUCAAACCGACAGUUUCUUCUGGUGGCUUGAUUUCAAUGAGAGUGCGAAGCGGGCAAGACUACCGGGAUAUCCUAAAGAGUUCUUUAUUCUCAAGUUUAGCCUUCCGUCGCAUGAGUUUCAAAUCGCAGAUGAGGGGGAAGUUUUCAUGAAGAACACAAGCGAGUUUGACGUUAUAGGCACCUUCGAUGUGUGA
This is a messenger RNA of Trichoderma virens Gv29-8, 1740 nucleotides long. RefSeq lists its product as uncharacterized. The transcript is spliced from 3 exons. The coding region runs from base 1 to 1740 and encodes 579 amino acids. NCBI's taxonomy places the organism in Eukaryota, Fungi, Ascomycota, Sordariomycetes, Hypocreales, Hypocreaceae. The record is from RefSeq and is a predicted model, not a curated record.